GGAAGAGGCCUAUCGAGUCAGCUGUUUUUGUAGUUUUGCGAUUGCAAUCUUAAUUUGCUAAGCUAUUUAAAAAGAAAUACAGCGCGAAGCAUGCCGAACGAGAAUGCGGACGACCACUCCGGGGAGGAGCUGAAGCAGAAGGCCAAGGAGGUGGCGGUCGCCUCGGAGGAAAUGCUCGAGAAGGUGCUUGCCGGCUUAAAGAUCCAGGACACGGGAUCCGCGAGCAUAGCCGAAAACGAGGAUGCGGAGCAGGCUGACGCGGCGAAGAACGAGGCCUCGGUGUCCGCGGGCUCAAGCAAGCAGGCCUUGCUGCAGGCCGUGUCCGAUGCGAUGGCCAGCACCCGCAAGAAAUUCGCCUUCUGGUCCACACAGCCGGUCACCAAGCUGGACGAGCAGGUGACCACCAACGAAUGCAUCGAACCAAACAAGGAGGUCAGCGAGAUCCGGGCGGAGCCCUACACCCUGCCCGGCGGCUUCAAGUGGGUGACCCUGGACCUGACCGACGCCAACGAUCUCAAGGAGCUGUACACGCUGCUCAACGAGAACUAUGUGGAGGACGACGAUGCCAUGUUCCGUUUCGACUACCAGCCCGAGUUCCUCAAGUGGUCGCUGCAGCCGCCGGGCUGGAAACGCGACUGGCAUGUGGGCGUGCGGGUGGAGAAGUCCAACAAACUGGUUGGCUUCAUCUCGGCCAUUCCCAGCAAGCUGAAGUCGUACGACAAGGUGCUCAAGGUGGUGGACAUCAACUUCCUGUGCGUCCACAAGAAGUUGCGCAGCAAGCGGGUGGCACCAGUCCUGAUCCGUGAGAUCACUCGUCGCGUCAAUCUGACGGGGAUAUUCCAGGCGGCCUACACGGCUGGGGUCGUGCUGCCCACGCCGGUGGCCACCUGCCGCUAUUGGCACCGCUCCCUUAACCCUAAGAAGCUGGUGGACGUGCGCUUCUCGCAUCUCGCCCGCAACAUGACCAUGCAGCGCACCAUGAAGCUGUACAAACUGCCCGAUCAGCCCAAGACAAAGGGCUAUCGCCGAAUCACAGCGAAGGAUAUGGACAAGGCGCACAAGUUGCUGGAGGACUACCUGAAGCGCUUUCAGCUGAGCCCGGUGUUCAGCAAGGAGGAGUUCCGCCAUUGGUUUACCCCCAAGGAAGGAAUUAUCGACUGCUUCGUGGUGGCCGACGAGAAGGGCAACAUCACCGACCUGACCAGCUACUACUGCCUGCCCUCGUCGGUGAUGCACCAUCCGGUGCACAAGACCGUUCGCGCCGCCUAUUCGUUUUACAAUGUGUCGACGAAGACACCGUGGCUGGACCUGAUGAACGAUGCCCUGAUCUCGGCCCGCAAUGUCCAGAUGGACGUGUACAAUGCCCUCGACCUCAUGGAGAACAAGAAGUACUUUGCUCCGCUGAAGUUCGGUGCCGGGGAUGGCAACCUGCAGUACUAUCUGUACAACUGGCGUUGUCCCUCGAUGCAGCCGGAGGAGAUCGCCCUGAUACUCAUGUAGGCACCUCAACAUCUAUGUUUACAUUCUCGCCCUGCCUUUCGCCGCUCUCCCUCCUCCGCUUUGUCCACCCCGCUGGAACUCCCGUGCGGCUGCUUUGCUUGGCUCCUAUCCACGUAGCUAUUACCUGUAAUCUUCAGUUAUUCCAGCGAGGGAAGCCCUCUGCAAGUCACCUACCUAUACCUACCUAGCAUCAUUGUGAAAACUGCAUUUUGCAACGGCCAAGCUUGGAUAUUUUUUACUACAAAAACGAACACAAAUUGAAUAAAAUGCGCAGCAAUAUCUAUAGAA
This is a messenger RNA of Drosophila biarmipes, 1788 nucleotides long. It is a transcript of the gene Nmt, whose product is annotated as glycylpeptide N-tetradecanoyltransferase. Bases 91 to 1500 code for a protein of 469 amino acids. Gene Ontology annotation, cellular component: cytoplasm. Gene Ontology annotation, biological process: N-terminal peptidyl-glycine N-myristoylation. NCBI's taxonomy places the organism in Eukaryota, Metazoa, Arthropoda, Insecta, Diptera, Drosophilidae. The record is from RefSeq and is a predicted model, not a curated record. The transcript is spliced from 2 exons. Gene Ontology annotation, molecular function: glycylpeptide N-tetradecanoyltransferase activity.